AUGGCAAUGGAUGAUCUGAAUCCCAUUCAAAAAAGAAUCCUCCAACAACGUCAACCCCAAUCAUCAGUUGCUAACUUAUCAAGAGAUAGGUCUUUAAAAACACAACAAUUUUCACCACCUCCAACAAUACCAAUGUCAACCCCUCCUUUAUCGAGAACUUUUGUUUCCCCACAUAAUCCCACCAAUAUUCCCUCUCGUUCUCCAAUAAUAUCAUCUUCAGAAAGACAACCCAUGUGUAGUACCUUGCCCAUACCACCGGCAAACAACAUAAACUCUACUUCAAUUAAAAACAAAAGACGACAAAAAACUGUUCUAUUACCUGGUCAUAGUGCCUUAGAUUGGGCCGAUCUGCAAAUUGCUAAAAAUCCCAAAGGUCUGUUGGUCUUAUUUGCAUUGUUAAAUAUUCGAAAUUGGGAGCAGCUCAUAAAAGAUAAUUUGGUAUAUGAAACUAGCUUAAUUGCCUAUUUGCGUGAUCUACAAACAGAUUAUAAAAAGCUACUGCUUGCUAACGAUAUAUCUAACGAUGAUAUAUUGGAGCAGCUAUUUACAUUCCUUAGCACUAAUGGCAAAAAGUUUAUACCUGUUCUUCCUUGGACUUUGAAUCCCUUUUUAAAAAUUAGUAGGGAAGAAUUGAAACAGCAUGUUAGCCAACAUGAUUGUUGGUGUUCCAUAAAUGGUAAAGUUUAUUGUAUCUCCUCCUAUUUGAAUUUUCAUCCAGGUGGUGUUAACAUUUUAAUGAAAAAUUGUGCUGGUAAAGAUGCAACUGCUAUGUUUAAUAAAUAUCACAGAUGGGUCAGUUAUGAUAAAUUACUACAAGGUUGUUUUAUAGGCAUAUUGAAAUAA
Messenger RNA from Saccharomycodes ludwigii, 843 nucleotides. RefSeq names its product Irc21p (gene IRC21). Gene Ontology annotation, molecular function: heme binding. NCBI's taxonomy places the organism in Eukaryota, Fungi, Ascomycota, Saccharomycetes, Saccharomycodales, Saccharomycodaceae. The coding region runs from base 1 to 843 and encodes 280 amino acids. The record is from RefSeq and is a predicted model, not a curated record. The transcript has a single exon.